GCAUCCCGUACGAUCGGUUCAAGACGUUGGCGGCCUCGGCACCGCAGGAGAUCGCCGACUCUCAGCAGAUCAUCCUGGGCGUCGAUCGGCUCGACUACACCAAGGGCCUCGUGAAUCGCAUCCGCGCCUUCGAACGCCUCCUGGAGAAACACCCCGAGUACAUCAACAAGGUCACGUUUCUGCAGGUGGCAGUGCCGUCACGUACCGACGUCAAGGUAUACCAGGAGCUGAAAGAGGAGAUCGACAUGCUGAUCGGCCAGGUGAACGGGCGCUUCACCACACCCAUGUGGUCGCCGAUCCGCUACAUCUACGGCUGCAUCUCGCACGAGCAGCUGGCCGGCUUUUACCGGGACGCGGCCGUGGCGCUGGUGACCCCGCUACGUGACGGCAUGAACCUCGUGGCCAAGGAGUUCGUUGCGUGCCAGAACGAGGAGGACCCGGGCGUGCUGAUUCUGUCACCGUUCGCGGGCUCGGGGGCGCAGAUGAUGGAGGCCCUGCUGGUGAACCCGUACGAGAUCGACGACGUGGCGGAGACCACGCACCGGGCGUUGACGAUGGAGGUGGACGAGCGCCGACUGCGCAUGGCCUGCCUGCGCCGGCGCGAGAAGGCACAUGACGUCACCUACUGGCUGCGCACCUUCCUCAAGGAGAUGGGUACGCUACGGAUGGAGGACGGCGACAGUGUGCGGCCAACGCAGCUGAUGCCGGUGAGCAUCCAGGACUUCGACGAGUACCUACGGGACUACAUCCGGCCGACAGACCGCGUGGCGCUGUUGCUCGACUACGACGGCACGCUGGCGCCGAUUGCCAAGCUCCCGGAGCUCGCCACCAUCCCCGUCGAGACGAAGCGCGUGCUCGAGCGGCUGGCCAACAUCUCGUCUGUCAACAUCGCCAUCAUAUCGGGCCGCAGCUUGGCCGACGUGCGCGGUAUGGUCGGCGUCGGCAACAUCACGUACGCCGGUAAUCACGGCCUCGAAAUCCUGCACCCGGACGGCACCAAGUUUGUGCACCCGGUACCGUCCGAGUACGAGUCCCAGCUCGGCUACCUCCUGCAGGCGCUGCAGGACCGGUGCUGCCGCGAUGGCGCUUGGGUCGAGAACAAGGGCGUCAUCCUCACCUACCACUACCGCCAGGUGCCCAGCGACAAGUGCGAGACGCUGGUGGCCGAGGCGCGCGAGAUCUUCCACAAAUACGGCUUCGCGCCGUCCAUGGCGCACCGCGCUAUCGAGGCGCGCCCUCCCGUCAGGUGGAACAAGGGCCGCGCCUCCAUCUACAUCCUGCGCACGCUGUACGGCCUCGACUGGCAGGAGGGUGUGCGCGUGCUGUUCGCCGGCGACGACGCCACCGACGAAGACGCGAUGCGCGUGCUGAAGGGCAUGGCUGUGAGCUUCCGGGUCACGGCCAUGUCGUCGGUGCGCACCAUGGCCAACCGGCGCCUGCCCGACACUGACUCUGUGCUGAUGAUGCUCAAGUGGGUGGAGCGCCAGAUGGCCGCGGCGCCCCGUCCGCGGCGCAGCACGCCGCCCACCGGCUCCUCGCCGCCCCGCGAAAAGGUGCUCCAGUACCAGAUGUCGAUGGAGGAGAAGGAGAUGCAGCACAUUAUGGCCAAUGGCCGAGGGCGCGGUCGCGGUGGUGGCGUCGGCACCACGCGGCCGACCGCCACCGAGCUGCCGACGGGCGCGUAGUGCCGUGGCGGGCGGGGCCGGCGGCGGUUGCGCUGCUGCCGGGCCCUGCGGGUGGGUUUGGUCUCCAGGGUCCGCGGUCCGUUCGCGCACGGGUGCUCCGCCACCUCCUCCGAGCAGUGCUCCGCAGGUGGAAGCCCUCGAGGUGGUGCAGUGAUCGUCGGGGCUGGCGGUGAGGGCGACGCAGGUGAUUUGCGAUACUCACUGAAACCGCUAGCCGUCUGAGGGAGUGGAGGCUGGAACGCUUCCACGUGAUUUGUACUUGAGCGUUGGCGGGUGGCAGAACGUCGUUCCCGGAUGCUGGGUUCGCAGCUUGGCUGGUCCUUAUUUGCUGGUCUCCUGCUUACGCGGAUAUCCCGCUGAUAUGUGUUGUGGCUUCCAAGACGAGCACGACUCCUACCCCAGUCGCAGCCGAGCGAGUACAAUGUUCAGGAGACUUCCAACUGCUCCAGGUGGCGGCGCUCGAUGUACUGUAGCUGGGAUGUACACGUAUUCCUGGCUGGUCGAACGAGGAAAGACAGACUGGCGCUUGUACUAUAGAUUUGCUCGCGCCGCAUUUUUUUUUUUUUAGUAUAGUACCGGGCUCCAUUGUCUGGUGACUAUGCUGCGUUCAAAUAAAGUGGGCGUGAAAGCAGUGUAAACGGUGUUUAAUGGCGCGACAUGAGGAAAACGACGUGAGAGGAUCAGUAUCCCAACAGCUGUUAUUUGUGAUUCAUGGGUGGCAAUAUACAGUGCGCCUUACCAAC
Messenger RNA from Pollicipes pollicipes, 2428 nucleotides. RefSeq names its product Trehalose-6-phosphate synthase 1 (gene Tps1). Gene Ontology annotation, molecular function: alpha,alpha-trehalose-phosphate synthase (UDP-forming) activity; trehalose-phosphatase activity. Lineage: Eukaryota; Metazoa; Arthropoda; Thecostraca; Pollicipedomorpha; Pollicipedidae. Gene Ontology annotation, cellular component: cytosol. Gene Ontology annotation, biological process: trehalose biosynthetic process. The record is from RefSeq and is a predicted model, not a curated record.